GCAGCACUGGCAGUUUUCACGGGCUUACCUAUCUGUUUUGCACAUCACUGUAAGAUAGGUAAAUGCCAGACAAACGUAAAUGACGCUAAAUCUCGCUGUUAAAUAUAGGAGAUAAUUAAGGCGUAACAGUCAACGCUUGGAGAGUCCACAGAGAAAUUAUUUAGUAUACACUAUGGACAUUUCGAAAGCUCCAAACCCACGCAAACUGCAGCUCUGCCGCAUCUACUUUCUGACUGGUUUUGCUUUUCUGCCCUUCGUUUGGGCCGUAAAUGUGUGCUGGUUCUUUGAGGAGGCGUUUCGCAAACCACCAUACACCGAACAGACUCAAAUUAAACGCUAUGUGAUAUACUCAGCUAUAGGGACUUUUAUCUGGACAAUCGCACUGAUCACCUGGAUUAUUCUAUUCCAAGCGAAUCGUGCAGCUUGGGGUGCAACAGCCGACUAUAUUAGUUUUAUAAUACCAUUGGGUGUCCCAUGAUCCUGAGUCGAAUCUAAGCUAUGGUAUUAAUAUUAACAAUUGAUAUUAAACUAAAUCAAUUAAAACAAAUAUACAAAAAUAUAUGAUAACAGAUUAUAGAGAA
This is a messenger RNA of Drosophila hydei, 581 nucleotides long. It is a transcript of the gene pen-2, whose product is annotated as gamma-secretase subunit pen-2. Gene Ontology annotation, cellular component: gamma-secretase complex. The coding region runs from base 173 to 478 and encodes 101 amino acids. The transcript is spliced from 3 exons. Gene Ontology annotation, biological process: Notch receptor processing. The record is from RefSeq and is a predicted model, not a curated record. Lineage: Eukaryota; Metazoa; Arthropoda; Insecta; Diptera; Drosophilidae.